Messenger RNA from Nicotiana tabacum (common tobacco), 2508 nucleotides. NCBI's taxonomy places the organism in Eukaryota, Viridiplantae, Streptophyta, Magnoliopsida, Solanales, Solanaceae. The record is from RefSeq and is a predicted model, not a curated record.
AGGCGCCACCUCUGAGUUACAGCAAACAGAAACUCCACAAAAAUCACACACUGCUGGAAAAUGGAGAACUAUUGUUUGAAGGGUGUUCAACUCAGUAGCCUCUGGAGUUUCCUUAGAGAGCUGAAAAGAAAGUAUAUUGGUGCUUCUUCAGUUGUAUUGAUGGAAGAUUCUGAUUCUUGUUCAAAUGGUGAAAAUGAAAGCAGUAUGGAAAAUGAAGCAGUAGUUGUUCCACUAAGAAGAAUGUAUAGUUGCAGAGGGCGAAAGCUGUCUUCAGUUGUUACAAGAAUAUGCAAGUCUUUGAGUUGGGAAGUUGCAAAAGAGAUUCCUUUUAGAAAAGCUAUGAGGAAAUAUGGCUUUUCUCGUUCCAUAAAUGCCUUUAAUAUGAUUAUACAUAUUUUCGCGUUCGCAAGGAUGCAUAUGGAAGUCCAUGCCUUGCUUAAAGACAUUGUUUUCUACUUUCAGAAGGCUGGUUUUGACUUGUAUAACAUAUUCCAUCUUUUUACUCUGCACACACCAUAUAGUGCAACAACUUUGGUUUUCGUGGCUGAUGUACUUAUCAAGGUGUUUGCUGCGAAUAAAAUGCUUGAUUGUGCAAUUGAUGUUGUUAAACAGGCAAGGAAAUUUGGGCAUCAACCAAGUAUUUAUUCAUGUAACUUUCUACUGAAAUGCUUGGUAGAAGCAAAUAUGAAGGAGCAUCUUCUAAAUCUAUUUGAAGAAAUGAAAAGCUUUGGGCCAUUGCCUAAUGUAAGGACCUACACAAUCCUGAUUAACUUUUACUGCAAAAUAUAUCAAGGGAUAGAAGAAGCCGAAAAGAUUUUUGAAGAAAUGCAGAAAAGACAGAUCAGUCCUUCUGCUGUUACAUAUAGUACAUACAUUGAUGGACUUUGUAGAGUUGGAGAGGCUGAUUUUGCUCUGGACUUCAUUCGGGAUCUGAGAGAUAAUAACAAGUCACUGAAUUGUUACUGCUACAAUGCUAUUAUUUGCAGAUUUUGUGCUACAGGUGAAGUAAAUAAAGCUUUAAGCAUUUUUGACGAAAUGAAGAGUUUUGGAAUUAUACCAGAUAUUCAUAGCUAUAGCAUUCUGAUUGAUGGAUUCUGCAAAAGCCAGAACGUCGAGAAAGCUAUAAAGUUAAUUGAGGAGAUGAAAGCUAAUAACAUAAAGCCUACCGUAGUCACUUAUAGCUCACUUCUUAAUGGAUUCUGCAAAAUUGGAGCGAUGGAAAUAGCUAUUAAAACGUUUUAUGAGCUUGAGAAUUCUGGAUACAAAUAUGAUCAGACUGCUUACAGUAUCUUAAUAAAUGGAUUUUGUGCUCAAGGAAAUGUCACUUCAGCCUAUAAGCUACUGGUGGAGAUGAUCAACAAUAAUUUGGCUCCGGAUGAUUCACAUUAUAAGCGAUUAAUUCGUGGUUUCUGCCAGAUGGACUCCUCUAAUAAAAUGGAGUAUUUAAGUAUGACGGUACAAGAAGGUAACUUGCCUGAUACCAUUACCUGCAAUUUCAUUGUCAAUUGGUACUGUACUGAAGGGAGUGUGACAGAAGCUUUGCAACUGAUUGAUAGAAUAGUGAAUCAAGGCAUCACAUCAAAUAAGUAUUGCUAUAAUGCAGUCAUUAACAGGCUGUGCAAAGAUGGAAAACCAGAAAAGGCUUUGGAAGUAAUUCCAAUAAUGCUUAAGAGGAACGCAUUGCAUGUUGCAAGCUGUAACACUCUUAUUGAUGGUUUUGCUAAACAGUCCAAUUUAAAAAAGGCUUAUAUGUUGCAUGAGAAAAUGCAAAAACUUGGGAUUAAUCCUAACAUCAUCACGUGGACAAUUCUUGUGAACAUAUUAUGCAUGACAGGACAAGUGGGAAAAGCCAAUGAACUUCUUAGGGAUAUGAUUAUGAUGGGAUUGAAUCCUGAUACUAUCUCUUACACCUCCAUGAUAGCUGGCUUUUGUAAAAAUGGAUAUGUGAAUGAGGCCUUCAAAUUGUUCAAGAAAAUGCCACAUAUGCCUUCUGUUGUUACUUAUAAUUGCCUCAUUGAUGGAUGUUGCAAGGUAAAUAGAGUGGAUAAGGCUUUAAUGCUGUAUCGGAGAAUGCAAAAACUUGGGGUUACUCCAGACAUCAUCACGUGCACAAUUCUUAUUAAAGGAUUAUGCAAGAGGAGCAAAGUGGAAAAAGCCUAUAAACUUUUCAGGGAAAUGAGACUGAAUCCUGAUAAGGUCGCUUACACCUCCAUGAUCGAUGGCUUAUGUAAAAUGAGAUAUGUGAGUGAGGCUUUCGAAUUGUUCAUGGAAAUGCCGGCGAAGAUGCCUUCUGUUAUUACAUAUACUUGCCUGAUUGAUGGAUUUUGCAAGGAAGGCCGAAUGGACAAGGCCAAAAUGUUGCUAGAUGAAAUGCGAAGACAGAAUGUCUCUCCUGAUGUCAAAACUUAUAACAUAAUGAUUUAUGGAUACAAAAGACGUGGACAAUUGGAUCUAGCUUAUGAUAUGUUUUGGGAGAUGAUAGACGAAGGUAUCUUGCCCGAUGAUGUU